AUGAUCAAUCCAUCACUCACUUGUGCUCCCACUCUUCCCCCACCGUCACCUCCCCCCCAUCCUCCGCCACUCCCCAUCCCCCCCACCCCACUGCCCGCAGCCGACCCUUCCCCCCUCAAGUCGUUCUCCCAGUGGCCCCUCUCCAGCGCCCACCCGCUCCUCACAGCCGGCUCAGCGCGCCGCAACCGCUCGUCGCUCUCCCUCACCACGCUCUCCGACCUGAAUGCCGCAUCCCUCGCGCUGCACCCCGCCCCCUUCGCCCUGCUCGCCCCUGCCACGCCCACCUCCCCCUGCCGCCCCUUCUCCUUCUCCACCUCCUUCACCUUCCGCAUCUCCUCCCCCAACGCCGCGGGGCUGGGCGGCGAGGGCUUGGCGUUUGUGAUGCUGCCGACGCCCACGCUCGGCCUGCCGGGGCCGUCCCUGGGCUAUGGUCGUCUGCUGCUGCCCCCCGGGAGCACGGCUAAUGCUUCUGAUGAUGGUUCCAGUGGCAGCAGUGCGGCAGUGUCAUCUCAGGUACACUCUAACUCAGUGUUUCACGUGGGCAGCAACUCAGUGUUUCACGUGGGCAGCAACGCACUUGAAGACUUACACGGGCAGAAACGCACACAGCACAGGAGUCUGGCAGUGGAGUUUGACACAUGCGCCUCCCCGGAGUUCUGGGACCGGCAGGAGCACCACGUGGGGGUGAACGUGGAUGGCAGCAUGCUCUCUCUCGCCUCUGCCCCUGUGCACCCCGUCGGUAUCCCCUCCCUCAACGCCGGCCGAACCCUCCUCGCCACCAUCCAAUACAACGCCUCCUCCUCCCAGCUCACUGUCUGGCUCUCCCCCGCCCCACCCUCCUCUUCCUCCUCUUCUUCCUCCUCCUCCCCUCCUCUCCCCCGCUCUGCUGUCCUCACCACAUUCCUCGACACCUGCGAGUGGCUCGGUGGGAACGACCCGGAAGCAGCAGCAGCAGCAGCGCCACCCCCGGCGCUGUUUGUGGGCUUUACUGCGGCUACUGGCAAGGGGGGGGAGCAGGCGCAGGCGCACGAGGAGCUCGUCUCGUGUGAGGAGCUCGUCUCUUGUGAGGAGCUCGUCUCUUGUGAGGAGCUCGUCUCUUGUGAGGAGCUCGUCUCUUGUGAGGAGCUCGUCUCUUGUGAGGAGCUCGUCUCUUGUGAGGAGCUCGUCUCUUGUGAGGAGCUCGUCUCUUGUGAGGAGCUCGUCUCUUGUGAGGAGCUCGUCUCUUGUGAGGAGCUCGUCUCUUGUGAGGAGCUCGUCUCGUGUGAGGAGCUCGUCUCUUGUGAGGAGCUCGUCUCUUGUGAGGAGCUCGUCUCUUGUGAGGAGCUCGUCUCUUGUGAGGAGCUCGUCUCUUGUGAGGAGCUCGUCUCUUGUGAGGAGCUCGUCUCUUGUGAGGAGCUCGUCUCUUGUGAGGAGCUCGUCUCUUGUGAGGAGCUCGUCUCUUGUGAGGAGCUCGUCUCUUCAGCAGAGGAUAUGCUCCCGUUUUGGGCGGCAGACUCGUUCUCCUUCCGCUACAUCACGCCAGCCACUCCCCUGCUGACACGUGGCAGCACAAGGAAGCGUUUCUUCGCCGCCGACCUCUCUGUCGCUGCUGAUGUGGCAUCCACCAGCCAAUCAGACGACCCCGCUCCUGGAGCCAUCUUCUUCCCUCGCCGUCUCCCCCUCCUCUACCCCUCCUCCUCCCCUCCCUUCCCUCCUCCUUCCGUUCCUCUUCCUCGCAGCUCCACCCGCUCCUCUCCUUCCUCCGUUCUCCAACCCUCAGCCUCCGAACCUCCCGCCUGCAUGGCCCGCUCUUUCACCUUCACAUACGGCUUUUCCAUGAACGUAUCCGCGUCUCAAGGGCUCGCAUUCGUUAUAAGCACGCAUGCGAGUGUGGGCCUAGGCGGGGCUUAUAUGGGGUACGGCCGCGACCCGUCCUCGCGUCUUGCUAAUGGCAGCUGGCCGGACGGCGCGCGGAGUGUAGCUGUGGAAUGGCGCACUGUAACAAACCCAGAAGGCAAUAGAAAUGGUGUAAAGGUCGGGGUGACCACUGAUUUCAACAUGACAUCGGUUUUUGCAAAGGAAUCGCCUUAUGUGAUGGAGCCCGAGGAGGUGUGGCAGAUGAGGGUUGACUAUAACGGGAGCAGCAAGGAGAUGGCGCUGAGCUGGUACCGGCCCCCUUUUCUACGAGGCAUCAUGAGGGUCACUAUAGACCUGUGUGCUGCUCUCAGUGGGGCCUCUGACAGCAGCGGAAGCAGCAGCAGCAGCAGCAGUGGCAGCAGCAGCGGUGUGACGGACCCAGCAUCGCCAUCCUUCGGGCAGCUGUUUGUGGGGUUCACCAGCGCUGCUCUCCCUCCCCCCCCUGGCCGCCUGCCUUCCCCCGUCACCCUCUCCUCCUGGACCUUCAGAUUCACAGGUAAAGGGGGAGGCGAGGGGGCGAGAUGGCGGGGAGGGAAAGAGAGAAUGGGUAGCAAGCCGCGUGCCCUGCCAGGCUGCCCCCAUUGGCCUCUCCUCCUGGACCUUCCCGUUUACUUGGAAAUUUCUAACCAUCUGCGUGGAGGGGCUGGAAGCCUCUUUCCUACCGCUUCACCCCCCCCUUUUGAGGCGCCUCAAAAGUCCUCUCCUCCUGGACCGUCCGCAGACACUGACCCCUGCACGGGUUCUCCGGUGCUGCCCUGUGGAGCGGGCGUGUGCAGCAAUGCACCAGCCCCAUGGGACGUGUGCAGCAAUGCACCAGCCCCAUGGGACGUGUGCAGCAAUGCACCAGCCCCAUGGGACGUGUGCAGCAAUGCACCAGCCCCAUGGGACGUGUGCAGCAAUGCACCAGCCCCAUGGGACGUGUGCAGCAAUGCACCAGCCCCAUGGGACGUGUGCAGCAAUGCACCAGCCCCAUGGGACGUGUGCAGCAAUGCACCAGCCCCAUGGGACCCCUCUUUCCUCGUCUCUCAUACCCACUCUCUCCCCACUCCUCGUCCGUCUCAUACCCUCUCUCUCCUCACUCCCCCUGCCUCUCCAGUGCUGCCCUGUGGAACGGGCGUGUGCACCAAGGCGCCUGCCCCAUGGGACCCCUCUAUCCUCGUGCCCUCCUGCAAGUGCCCCUUCAAUCUUCCCUCCUUCCAACCCUCGCACCUCGCCGGCCUGCCCUCCUGCUUCCCCGGUGAGUCGUGGAGUGCCGUUGGCAAGCGGUGGGGUGCAGUAGAUUCCUUCACGUGUCGCCAGCUCCCCCGCAACCCAUGUGCCCCGGGGGUGUGCAUGGAUGACAUAGACGGCACCUACUCCUGCCUCUGCCCCUCGCCCUUCUUCCCCUUCUUCUAUUCGAAACGCACUACCCGCUGUUACCAAUUGCGAUCGUUUGAGCUGCGAGUGCCCACCUUCCUGUCUCCCUACGGUCUCACAUGCCCUCUCAUCCUCAACACUUACGGGCUCACCCAAGCGGCCUUCUUCAGCCAAAACAAGUCAUUCUUUUUCUGUCGACUACCCACGUUGCAACCCACCCAAUCCGUCAUCUCUCCUUUGAUCGGACUGCAGGGCUUCCAGUGCCGAGCGCCCAUCCCUGUGGAGACUGUCAUCAACGUCACCAGCCGGGCUUACUCCCAAUGCACCUCCAUGUACACUGCUAAUUAUGGUGACUCGUGUAACUCCCUCAACGCCCUUUUCUCCACGCACAUUCAGUCGCUCAACCCCGCCCUCAGCUGCUCUGAUGGGCCCCGACCCGGCCAGCUCCUCUGUGUGGACUUCAACAGGACGUGGCUAGAGCUGGCAAAAACCCGCGUGGCAUGCCAAGUCUUCGCCCAAAUCACCCCAGCCAUCACCACAAUCCCAGCCACACCGCCACCCAGCCCUCAACCACCACCUCCCCUAGUCGAGUAUAUGGACCAGGGCGUGACCAUGAAGGUGCUCCAGGGCGCGCAGUCCUGCCAGCAGUUGUGGCGGGCGUUUGGUGUUGACUCCCCCACGCGCUUCUUCCAGAUGAAUCCCGGGCUGUCGUGCGACUCCUUGCUGCCGUACAGCCCCACGCAGGCCAAUGUGAUGAGUAACGUGAGUUGGGUUGCCUGUGUGCGAUGGGUUGGGGCCAAGUGGGGGGCCAAGUGUAUGGCGUCGCCUCCACCUCCCCUAGUCGAGUAUAUGGACCAGGGCGUGACUAUGACGGUGCUCCAGGGCGCGCAGUCCUGCCAGCAGCUGUGGCGGGCGUUUGGCAUCGCCUCCCCGAUGAGAUUCUUCCAGAUGAAUCCCGGGCUGUCGUGCGACUCGCUGCUGCCGUACAGCCCACUGCAGGGCAAUGCGAUGAGGUGGGUAGUGGAGAAGGAAACGGGAUGGGAGAUGGAUGAUAGGAAGGGGAGGGAGGAGGGAUUGGGGGAGAGGGUGGGUAGUGUUUUGCAUCACCACCCCGACACGCCUCUUCCAGGUGAAUCCCAGGUUCCCGUGCGCUGCCCUGCUGCUGUAGAGUCCCCUGCAGGUGAAUGUUGUGGUCUAUGA
This is a messenger RNA of Closterium sp. NIES-65, 4452 nucleotides long. NCBI's taxonomy places the organism in Eukaryota, Viridiplantae, Streptophyta, Zygnematophyceae, Desmidiales, Closteriaceae. The record is from the annotation of a GenBank genome assembly.